Messenger RNA from Cladophialophora immunda, 2008 nucleotides. RefSeq lists its product as uncharacterized. The transcript is spliced from 4 exons. Gene Ontology annotation, cellular component: membrane. Gene Ontology annotation, molecular function: transmembrane transporter activity. Gene Ontology annotation, biological process: amino acid transport; transmembrane transport. The coding region runs from base 148 to 1767 and encodes 539 amino acids. The record is from RefSeq and is a predicted model, not a curated record. NCBI's taxonomy places the organism in Eukaryota, Fungi, Ascomycota, Eurotiomycetes, Chaetothyriales, Herpotrichiellaceae.
GCAAGGUCGAAGCAUGGUAGCUGAGAGUCAUUGCAUAUAUGUCGAGAGGGAGCGUACGCAGAAUCUGUUGCCGGCCACCUAUCACUGUUAGCGACUUCUUUUUAGGCCCCUGAACAUUGAGACUCUUCCUUUCACCACCCCUCUAUCAUGGAGUCUACCUCAGGGAAGCAGCUUUCUGAUGUCAGCGGAGCUGCCGAACCGACGAAAUCUGAACAACUUGCUAGGCAAGAGAGCGUUGAGGUUGCCGGUCACCUAGUGGAUUUGCGGACAGACCAAGUCUUGGAAAAUCUAGGGUAUACACCCGAGCUGGUGCGAAGUCGAUCGACCUUUCAUGUUGCCUUCAUGUCUUUUGUUUUGGCCUCGGUGCCAUACGGCCUGGCCACAAGCCUGUUCUAUCCCCUGAUCAACGGCGGCCCUGCGACCAUCAUCUGGGGCUGGCUGACUGUCUCGCUGAUCAUCAUCUGCGUUGCCUGCUCCCUCGGCGAGAUCACCAGUGUCUAUCCUACGGCUGGUGGCGUAUACUAUCAAACAUUUAUGCUCUCACCCGUCCGAUGGCGGAGACUUGCUGCAUGGGUCUGCGGCUGGUCCUAUGUGGCCGGGAACAUCGUCAUCACGUUGGCCGUCAGCUUCGGAACCACUCUCUUUCUAGUCGGGUGUAUCAACGUCUUUGAAAAAGAACCUGGGGUCGGAAUAUUCGAGGCCCAAACAUACCAGAUCUACCUCCUGUUCCUGGCCAUCACGGCUUUGUGUACUGGAACUUCAGCCUUGGGAAAUCGCCAUCUCCCCAAGCUUGACACAUUCGCAAUUUUCUGGACAUUUGCCGGGCUUAUUGCAAUCUCAGUCUGCACUUUGGCCAUCGCCAAGAAUGGGAGACAUUCUGCCACAUAUGUGUUUCAAGAUUUCGAGCCACUUUCUGGCUGGCCCUCAGGCUGGGCCUUUUGUGUGGGACUUCUUCAUGCUGGUUAUGCAACCUCAUCCACCGGGAUGAUCAUCUCAAUGUGUGAAGAGACCCGUUACCCAAGUACCCAGGUACCCAAGGCCAUGGUAGCGACUGUGAUACUUAAUACGCUAGCGGGUUUACUCUUCCUCAUUCCUCUAGUUUUUGUGUUACCGGAUGUCGAGUUCCUUGUCAACCUCGCCUCAGGUCAACCUCUCCCAUCAAUACUCAAGUCGGCAGUCGGCAGCUCAGGAGGCGCUUUCGGACUGCUUCUUCCCCUUAUCAUUCUUGCUCUGAUAUGUGGAGUCGGCUGUACGACGGCGACUUCCCGUUGCAUUUACGCAUUUGCGCGCGAUGGCGGUAUCCCUGCAGCUGGUUUGUGGAAGCACGUCAACCAACGGCUCGGAGUUCCACUCAACGGCCUUCUUCUCAGUGCCGCCGUCCAGAUCCUACUUGGGCUGAUUUACUUUGGCUCGACCGCAGCCUUCAACGCCUUUUCCGGUGCUGGGGUCAUUUUCUUGACAGUCAGCUAUACCGUACCGAUCGCCAUGUCGUUGAUCGGCAGACGCACCCAUGUGAAAACAGGGCCGUUCUAUCUGGGCGCAUUUGGGAUCUUUUGCAAUAUUGUUGCAAUAGGUUGGUCCUGCCUGGCAAUCCCUCUCUUUUGCAUGCCGUCUUACCUGCCAGUCACAACUGAGACUGUCAACUACGCAAGCGUUGUCUUUUGUGGGUUUGUCGCUAUGGCUACAGCAUGGUAUUGGGCAUGGGGUAAGAAGCAUUACCGAGGUCCCCCAGUACAUCCCACGGACCUUUGUCGACAGUCUACUUAAUACUGCCACGAAUCUCGCGUGAACAGUUCGACCUUUACCUCCGCGGCAGAGUCCACAUGGUUCGGUGAUAUUGGGUAGCAAACGAGCUGCAGGCUGCCCACUUGUGUCGUAGUCUCAGUGCAAUCAGAUCAGCAUUCAACUUGAGUUAUGCGGGUUUUAUCCAACACAGAGUAUGACAGAGUGAUAGUAGGCACGCUGUACAGAUUUCAUAACUAACCCUCGGUAUUUCACCUAAUACACG